AUGAAUCAAUUUAAAUUAUAAAUGGAACUUUAGUCAUUAAAAUUGAGAAAAUAACCAAGAAAAGUACCUUAAGAAUUUUCACCUUAUAUUCAAUCGAAUAUUUUUCUAUAAUCUCCUCAAAUUUAUAACUAUAUACAAUUAGGAGCAGAGUCUUAAAUGAUCAAAUAAUAAUAAUCAUAAUCAUAGUUAUUUUAAUUACCCUAAAGUACCACAAAAGUUAAUGAUAAGAACUCAUUUAGCUGAAGAAUUUACAGAUAAACUAUCUUGCGAUAGUCCGUUAAGUUCUACGUAAAUGUAAAUGAAAAGUUUAAUUGAAUUAAAAAAAAUGGUAUUAUCCAAUUCGAAAAAUAGAAUAAAAAUCAACAACUUUUUAAUGCUAGUUGAGUUAGUCUUUUCUUUUCAAACUAUGAGUUAUGUGCUCUAGCAGCGAUACUAAAGUCUAACAUCCAGCAAUCAUUAUCUCUGA
This is a messenger RNA of Paramecium octaurelia, 466 nucleotides long. The record is from the annotation of a GenBank genome assembly. Lineage: Eukaryota; Ciliophora; Oligohymenophorea; Peniculida; Parameciidae.